AUGGGUCUCGCCUCGCGGUGGGCCGUUGAAGAAGACUUGGUAAAAGAAGCCCUCAAGCAAGACUCGCGUGUGAAAAAACAAUCUGACACCCCUAAAAAAGCCACUGCUCUCCCAUCAAAAUGGGCCGACGCCCAUCACGUUCCUCAAGGACCCAGAAAGAGUGCACCAAAAUCUACAGCCACUGAAUUAGAAGCCAAGAAUCAUAAGGACCCCGCGAGAAGAGGAAGGCGAAAAAGUGACCACAGAGUGCAGCACAAGCAGAAUGAGCUUGUUGAUCGGCAUUCAUUGAAGGAGCCAGUGAAGGAUCUUGCCCAAGACUUGGGUGCGAGACUAGACAUCAGAGAGAACAAACACAAAGACCACCCAAGUCCAAAACAUAGAGAUGCUCCUAGACACAAAGAAGGCGCUAAACACAAAGAGGGCCCCAAGCAUGGCAUUAAGCACAAGGAAGGCCCAAUGCACAAAGAUGAUACGAGCGACUCCCAUUUGCCGCACGAAAUACUUCAUGAAAAGGGCCCGAUGACGGAUGCUGCAAGGUCUUUAGCUUCUCGUAUUGGCACAGCAGGUGCUGUCUCGGCCCCGGGAGAACAAAAGAAAUACAUGACUCCAAUCCAGAAGCGAGAGGCGAGGUUAAGAGAAGAACGGGAGAAAAAGGCCGAGAAACUCAAGAAAGAACAGGAGUUGAAAGACGCACGGCUCCAACAGGAGGUUCGCGACUUGUUUGAGAAGAUGUCCGACAAAUCGAAGAGUUGGGCUGACAUAGAAGAUGAGGAUUAA
Clavispora lusitaniae ATCC 42720 is the source of this 777-nucleotide messenger RNA. RefSeq names its product Fgr50p (gene FGR50). Lineage: Eukaryota; Fungi; Ascomycota; Pichiomycetes; Serinales; Metschnikowiaceae. The record is from RefSeq and is a predicted model, not a curated record.